UCUACCUCCUGAGUUCUGGGAUUAAAGACACACCCCACCAUGCCCAGCUGACUUUGAGUAUAUUUAACUUUUUCUGUUGUCUUAAAACUUAAUUUCACAAUCCCUAGCUCUACAGUCCUAGAAACGUCUAUCUUAUCCCAUUUCUUGUUUAGUGUCAUAGAGGGACCUCAAAGCUUGUGGAAAUCUGUGUCUUUGGGAUGGAGUUCUAUAGUGUGUAAGCUGAUAACCCAGCAGCAGGUGAGAAUGGGACUGAGCAGAAACAGUUGAUGAAAAGGCAGCAAAUAGGGAAGGAGAUUCUUGAAAGCUGAUGAGAAGAGGCCCAGCUUUGAGGGCCAGGAGUCCCAGCUCUAUCUUUCUUACUGCAGGUGUAAAUGAGCUACCUUACAGGAUGGCCUGGUAAGUGGCAUCCCUUGAGUUAGUGUGGAUGCUAGACUGUGUGGCCCAGGAAUAGUCAAUUGACCACUUGUCUUAGAGUCUCAGUUUCUUCAUCUGUUCAUUGAGGUAGUUGUUAUGAUAAAGCAAAUGGUAGCAUUCCAAGUGGUACAGAGUGUAAAGAGCCUUUAAUAUAUACUCAGCUUCGUAAGUCAACUCCAGCUGGUGUUCCGCCUGGAGCACUGGCGGGGCAGUGGGGACUCCCGUGGAGAUGGCUUGUGCAGCUGCCCGGUCCCUGGCCGACCAGGACAGGUUUAUUUGUAUCUACCCCACUUACUUAAAUAAUAAGAAGACCAUAGCGGAGGGCAGGCGGAUUCCCAUAAGUAAGGCUGUAGAAAACCCUACUGCUACUGAGAUUCAGGACGUAUGCUCAGCAGUUGGACUGAAUGCAUUUCUGGAGAAAAACAAAAUGAACUCCAGAGAAUGGAACCGUGAUGUUCAGUACAGAGGCAGAGUCCAGGUACAGCUCAAACAGGAAGAUGGCAGCCUCUGUCUUGUACAGUUCCCAUCACGGAAGUCAGUGAUGCUGUAUGUAGCAGACUUGAUACCCAAGUUAAAAACAAGAACACAAAAAUCAGACGGUGCUGACCCAAGUCUUCAGCAAGGAGAGGGGAGUGAAAAAGGGAAAGGAAAGAAGAAGAAAUGAUGUGGUGUGAAUGUGAAGCACGCAGUCCUGCUGUGAGAGACCUGGGCAUCUUUGUGUCGGAGGGAGCAGCUUUCUGUGUCUGUCAUUUAACUGAACUGUGAACAGUGUGUCUCCCAUCUUCAUCAGCAGUUAACAGUGAGAUAAGUUUACAUCCGAAGUCUGCAUCUAGCUUUUAUACUGUGAAAAGGAAAGGGUGUGUGUGUGUGGAAGAAAGAAGACUAUUUUUAAUAGAUAAUGACUGUCCCGUAAGUUACUUGAAAUCCUCUAUCUGUUUGUCUUCUAUGUAAACACAUAUUUCAGGUAAAUAAGUUGAAUAAAAUUUGAAAUACAAAUGUGAAUGGUAUAGCAGGCCUGGCCCUGUCCAUUGUGUUCAUAGGGAGAUGGGAAUCACACCUCCUGGGUAAUGUUCCUCUCCUUGCUGUAGUUGAAUCCAUUUUCUGGCAUUAACUGACACAUGAGAAAAGUUUUUCUUGACUAUUCUCAGAAUUAUUUUCAAUUGAUAGUAACACCAUUCACAGUAUAAACAUGUAGCUAUCCAACUUACAGAAGAGACAUUUUUGUUUAAUGCUUAUCUUUUAACUUGUGUAUGGGUAUGCACAGUAUGAGGCCUGACUUUGGACCUUAUAAAACAACUUUGGAUGUGUGUUCAGGGGCCACGAAUACAGAUUCUGUAGAUAUCUUUAAAGUUAUGUGGAUGCCUGAAGGGACCAGCAAGGGCAUUUGACUCAGUCCAAGAGAGCCUUUAUAGCCCACUGUGUCCUAUAAUACCAUGACACACACACUGCCAGUCCUAACUCUGGGAAGUUCAUAUCCAUGUGUGAGCAAUAGGCACAUAACUUGACCUUGGAAG
Molecule: messenger RNA, 1928 nt
Organism: Peromyscus leucopus (white-footed mouse)
Lineage: Eukaryota; Metazoa; Chordata; Mammalia; Rodentia; Cricetidae
Product: signal recognition particle 19 kDa protein-like
Exons: 1
Coding region: 644-1078 (144 amino acids)
Biological process (GO): SRP-dependent cotranslational protein targeting to membrane; SRP-dependent cotranslational protein targeting to membrane, signal sequence recognition
Cellular component (GO): signal recognition particle, endoplasmic reticulum targeting
Molecular function (GO): 7S RNA binding
Source: RefSeq, a predicted model, not a curated record